Daldinia vernicosa is the source of this 693-nucleotide messenger RNA. RefSeq lists its product as uncharacterized. Bases 1 to 693 code for a protein of 230 amino acids. The record is from RefSeq and is a predicted model, not a curated record. Lineage: Eukaryota; Fungi; Ascomycota; Sordariomycetes; Xylariales; Hypoxylaceae. The transcript has a single exon.
AUGGAUGCGUCAGUUCGUCAGCAGCCCCGGCGUGCCGCCCGGGAUAAACAUGGACUGAGUAACCUACCACUAAAGAGCCUCAAACAAGAACAUAUGUCGGGUCCAAGGUCGCCGAAGAAAUCACCCAGAACUGAAUCGAGGUACCGUAGGAAGAAGGGAGCUAUUUCCUAUGCGAAAGCAAGAGCAUUGGCGACAAAGGCUCUCGAGAAGAAGGUAUCGUCAAUGGAUCAGGAAUCUGCAUGGCUGGAACAGAGUGGACUUCUUGGUGCCUUACCGCCAAAGUCCCCUGGUAUUCAAAGCCUACCAUCCCCUAAAUUACUCAAAGCCAAGCGAGGCCGUGGUAGGAAGAAGAAGUCGGAAGAAGACAUGUACAUGGACGACUUCCUGCUUUCCGACGAGGAAACUGGACAUCCCGGCGGCCUUCGGAGAGCGGAACGCUGGAUCCCUGAAAUGGAACACCGACGGCGGCCAGGCCAGAAGCCUAGAAAUAUUCCCUCUCAGUUAUGGAUGUCGUACUGCCUCAUGGACGACUACAUAUAUAGACAAUCUCUGACCGACGAGGAGGUCCUGGCGCAUCCCCUUAUGGACGACGUUUUGGAGUAUCAACAAGGCGGUAGCAGCGCUAAGGUAGUUCCACCGCCUGGCUUUCAAUGGAACGAAAAAAGGAGAUUGGUACCUAUUCUAGAAAAUUGA